This is a messenger RNA of Megalops cyprinoides (Indo-Pacific tarpon), 1695 nucleotides long. Its product is annotated as docking protein 2-like. NCBI's taxonomy places the organism in Eukaryota, Metazoa, Chordata, Actinopteri, Elopiformes, Megalopidae. The transcript has 6 exons. Gene Ontology annotation, cellular component: cytoplasm. Bases 197 to 1624 code for a protein of 475 amino acids. The record is from RefSeq and is a predicted model, not a curated record. Gene Ontology annotation, biological process: positive regulation of MAPK cascade; cell surface receptor protein tyrosine kinase signaling pathway.
UGUUUCAAAUGGAGAUGGACUUUUAUAAGAUUCAGCAAGACAAGAAUCCAUCCUUGAGGUGGAAUUACUCAACACCUGCCUGCAUGAGGAACUGCGUUACACACAGAUCCCAGACGUCACCCGCUCAGAGCUCGGAGGACUGCGGGGACAGCCAGUGGCCCCGGUGAGGGCGCGAGGCAGCACAGAGCGGGGCACCAUGGAGGAGGACAUCAGGAAGAGGGGCAUGCUGUACAUGCAACAGCAGAAGUUUGGGAAGAAAUGGAAAAAGGUGUGGUCACUGGUUUACGGGGACAGCAACUGCUCGGUGUCGCGGAUGGAGCUGUUCGAAUGCAAAGACGACGCCGACAGGUCGCGAUCGGAGCGGAGUCGCACCAAGCGCGAGAGCAGGAGGGUGAUCCGCGUCAGCGACUUCGUGCGCGUGUCGGAAGAAAGGGUGGGGGCGUGUCCGCGAGACUGCGGGGCUUUCCUCGUGGAGACCACCGAGAAGCGCUUCCUGUUCGCCGUCGAGACGUCAGAGCUGGACGACUGGGUCCGGACGCUGUGCGAGAUCGCCUUCCCAGUGAACCGCGGCAGGUCCAAUGCCAACAGCAGCGUAGAGUCCGGGAUGGUGGAUAACUCCCUGUACAUGAGCUCCACAGCUCUGAAAGACUUCGCAGUGACGGUGAGCAGCACAGAGGCGUCAGAGAGGUGCGGCCUGCACGGGGACUACAUCCUCAGGGUGGAUUACGACAGCAUCCGUCUCCGGGACCCCGAUUCGGGGGCUGUCAUCUUCUCCUGGACCUACAGCUGCCUCAGGAAAUUCGGCCUCCACAUGUGGGCUCUGUCGUUUGAGGCGGGGCGCAGGAGCGAAUCGGGAGAGGGCGUCUUCAUGUUCAAGACCAAGCAGAACGAGUGCAUCUUACGGGCCAUCGACGCCGCCAUCGCCUUCCAGAGCAGAGUCGCGGCUCCUGCCACCUGUCCCGUUGCUCCGGGCGACGACGAGUUGUACAGCAGGGUCAACAAGGUCCAGAGGCCCCGCCCCCCUGCGGAGCCGCCCGUGGACGUGCUGCUCGCCGCGGUGGACAGCCUGGCGCUGGACAGCAGAGUCCCGCCAGGCAAGGAGUGGGUCAGGGGCGUGACCAGCCGGCCGCUGCCCACCCCGGAAGGCCUGCCCUUCUCUCUGAUGCCAGGUCCCACCUCUAAGGGGCGGGGCUCGCCGGACGGCGGGUCGGUCAGCGCGACCAUGCAGUAUGCCAUCGCUGGGCCUCCAUUGGUCAGUGCGGCCUCCUCGAGGGAGGGGCAGGAACCCGAGCUGUCACACCCCCUGUAUGACUCAGUCAGUGAACUGGGGGCGGGUCUGGGAAGGCCAGACAGACUGACCCAGCCUGAGCCCAUCUACGACAAGGUGGAGGGCAGAGAAACAGCGGAGAAGUGGCAGUCUGUGUCCCUUUAUGAUGAUGUCAACGAGAUCAGAGGUCAGAAGUGGAUGCUUGGUACAGAUUUGGAUGCAGAUGAGGGUGUGACUGAUCGUUCUGCCCCCAGGCAAUGGCAAGAAGCACCCCCCAGCCUGCGUUAUGAUUACAGCGAGGAAGAGAACCCGUACGACAACGACAUUCCCAAAAUGAGCAAGAGGGGGAGCAGAUAACAGCACAUGCAAAAAAUAAACGGGAAACAAACAGCAGCUUUUUCAGUCUGAUGACACGGAGGCGCAUUGGG